AGGGUGGAAAUACGAUACCAUCAAACGCACCAUUGUAUGUAUGUUCCACAGUACAGAGAAUGUGACUGACAUGGGAAACACGUUGAUCUCACGGUCCGAGGAGUAAGAGCUGCACAUACAUUCAUUAAUUAUGGAGAUCGAGAGGAAUUACACCGUUAGAUUAAACAUAGUUAUAUACAUGUUUCUCCUGAUCAUCAAUAGCAGUAAAGGUGCAGUGUGCCCGACACCCGAUAAUGAAGAGAACAUAGUGAGGUCGAUGUGCCUCAGUGGUCAGAUCUCCGGGAAGAGGGUGUACCUUGACACGUCCUACUUCUCCAGCAACAUGGACACAUGCACAUGUUCCAUUACAGCCACUGGAUCAGGGGGAUCCGUCACUUUCAGUUUCCCCGUUGUAGACAGUGUCAACUGUGACGCAACAAUAGUUGUUUCUUCCUUCAACUUCAUAAGGAAUUGUUCAUCUGGUGGAUCUUACAGCGGAUUUCUGGAUUUCAACGCUACUGUUGAUCUCAAGCUGGAAGGGUCAGGUCCUGUUUCCCACUGUAUGCUGGUCUAUACUGAGGCUGCAGAGAUGAUGCUGGCUGUUUCCUGUUAUGCAGCAACUACCGUAGCAACCCCUAUGACAACAGAGCAGAUAACGACUACGCUAGAAGUCAUACCGCCGACGACGUUUGCUUCUACCACGCAGGGCACAUCGGCCGUACCGGUGUCGUCCCCAACGUCCCAGAUCAGUACCACAGAGGAGGUGUCGUCGCCAACAUCCUCGGUCUUCCCCACUGAACCACUUUUGCCAGUAACAGAAGAGAAUCAGUUGGCCGUUUGUCCCCAAUCUGAUAUACCAGUUGUUGGAAUGUGUCGUGCAGGGAUUCAGCAAGGCACGAGGAUAUACCUGGACUCCACACUGUUCUCGGGCGAAUUCUCCAGGUGUUCCUGUAGUCUACGGGUUGUCAGCGAGGCCGGUGGAUCAGUAGAUAUCUACCCAACAAUAAUAGACCGCAAGAACUGCGAAUCAAGAAUCAGUAUUGAUGCCAUGAAAUACAGCCUGGAUUGUAAAACCAGCAAUGGUCACGUACAACGAUUUCUUUACAGUUUAAACAGUUUGGAUUUAAGUAUUUCCGGCCAAGGUGCUGGAAGAUAUUGCUUAUUGAUUCAGACGAAAGCUACAGCGGUGAAACUGCAAGUCGAAUGUUCGUUUGGGAUUUCUGCCGAGGUACAAGACACGAGCACAUUAUCUACGUCCAAAACAACACCGCAUGUGACAUCAUCCCUAUCAUCAACGCCCACCUCAAAAGAGUCGGUAUCGUCAACCACCUCCCAGGUUACCUCCACAGAGUCGAUAACCACUCCCCCAUCAGUAACAGAAGGGAAUGAUUUGGCCGUUUGUCCCCAAGCUGCCAUACCAGUUGUUGGGAUGUGUCGUGCAGGGAUUCAGCAAGGCACGAGGAUAUACCUGGACUCCACACUGUUCUCGGGCGAGUUCUCCAGGUGUUCGUGUAGUCUGCGGGUUGUCAGCGCUGCUGGUGGAUCAGUGGACAUCUACCCAUCAACGAUAGACCGUAAGAACUGCAAAGUCAGCUUCAACAUUAACGUCCUCAAAUACAGCCUGGAUUGCCACAAAAGCAACGAUCACGCACAAUCGUUUCUUCAUAGUUUAGACAGUUUGGAUUUGGAUAUUCGAGGCCAAGGUGCUGGAAGAUAUUGCUUAUUGAUUCAAACGAAAGCUACAGAGGUGAGGCUGCAACUUCAGUGUUAUUCUGGAAGGUUUGCUGACUCAGUCAACACGACCACAUCCACGACUACAUAUACUCCAGAAACACCGUUUGUAACAACGGAAGCUAUGGUCACAUCAACCUCAACGCCUACACCAUCCACAACAACAUCUGCAACUACACCUGUCUCGAUAACUGAGGCACCGACAACAACAGUCCAACCAACAACAGAAAAGACACACAAGACGACUACCGUAACGUCAUCCGCACCAUCAACCUCGACAAUAACUACGGAAGUUCUACCAACAUCUCCAACAGAAAUCACUCCCGUACCAGUGACAGUACCAUCUCAGACUACGACGACCACGACGGUUUCCGAAAGUACUGGUUUAGAUAACAAAACUGUUCUUGAUGACACGCAAGCAACACGGUACAGUUUUCCCGUGGUUGAAGUUACGGCUGGUGUGUCAGCAGGAAUCAUGGUGCUGCUGGGCAUCAUGGUCAUCUUGCUCUGCAACAGAUUUCAAGACAAACAUCGUGGUGAUGAGGAAGACGAACGGAAGCAACCAAUAGCUGGCUACGCUGACUCGGAAUAUUCAUCUGCAAAUGUCUCAGUGCUGAACCCUCUGUAUAGCGAAGAGGCUGAACCAGAGUGUUCUCAACAAGCUCGUCAACGCCCUGAAGAACAUGGCUCAGACGUAUCCUCCUCUUCUUCAGAAAGUCCGCCCAGCCCAUCUGCCGGUCGGACAGUUACUGAAGUGAACGCGGGACAGGUGGAACUGACCUAUGCUCUAGUCAUUAAACCUAACCGUGGUCAUUCUAACUGUACGGAGCCACCUGGAAGAACGAAGACUGAAGGUUCUACACACGGGCUUUACCGAUUGUGAAUGUUUUGUGAUGAAACUGAUCUCUUCAGAGGGACUUGGAGGGGUAAAUGUCUCAACCAGUGCUGUGAGACCUUCCUUGGAAACUAUGUGAAAAUUAUUACUUUUAAUUGUUGCACAAUUUCGGAUUAACACUCAGAUAGGGGUCCUACUGUAUCUCACACCACCAAAGAAACAGAUUUUUUAACAUGAGGAAAUAUUUUGCAUUCUCAGGUCAUAACAUAUAAUUUCCUGAGGAUGUCAAGAGGAGAGAAUGCCUGCAAUCAGUAAAGGCAUUGUUGUGUGGUCAUUGUACACUUUCCUGAAACACCGAUCGCUAUAGAAGCUACUGAGAACACAAACACAAUCUAGACAAGUUUUGCAUACACAUUCUGUUUGUUAGGAAACUUGUGAAUCCUGUUUACAUAUACAUUUAUAUAAUUCGUGUGAGACAGGUACAUGUUGGUAGUGGGUUUCCUUAUUUCAGUUAUAAUAGUAAUCAUGACUACUAACCAUUCAACAAAACAAAACAGAGGUGAUGAAAAACAUGAAAGUGCCAUGAAAGUGUAAACCAGAACUUGAAUGUUGGUUGUUCGAGAUCCAUACUUAAAACACAUUCAUCAAUUCCAGUAUUAGUUACAGUGUACAAUCAAAGUACUCAUCUAUGGUUUUGAAUGACUGAUCACUUAAUAAAUGUUCAUAAUGCAAA
Molecule: messenger RNA, 3278 nt
Organism: Haliotis rufescens (red abalone)
Lineage: Eukaryota; Metazoa; Mollusca; Gastropoda; Lepetellida; Haliotidae
Product: integumentary mucin C.1-like
Exons: 13
Coding region: 131-2593 (820 amino acids)
Source: RefSeq, a predicted model, not a curated record